AUGCCUCCUUCACCUAAAGGCGCCACACUUACCAUCUACGUAGACUGCGUAUCGCCCUACUCCUGGUUCGGCUUCACCUCGAUCCGCAACUAUCGGCCAGCCCUACAAGCCCACGGCGUCCAUGUCGAAAUCACGCCCUUCUUCCUAGGCGGCGCGCGCGACAGCGCCGGAAACCCGUGGAUGCCGACGCCGAAAUGGAAAGAGGCGUUUUCGAAGCAGGACUCUGAGAUGACGGGGAAGCUGCUGGGGUUGGAGACGAAGCAGCCGAAGGAGUUUCCGAUCAUGAGUUUGUUUGCUGUGCGUGUUGCAACCUGGGUUAAAGACCACUACCCCGACGACAAGUUCGAAGAUACUUUCCUCGCUCUAGUUUCCGGGUACUGGAAUAAAGGCAUCAAUAUCGCAAAGCCAGAAGGCAUUCUGGAAGCCCUAUCAGAGGUUUUCCCGAAAGAGGAAAUUGAAGAAAUCAUGCAAAAGGCCGUGACGCCAGAGAACAAGAAGAUCGUCAUUGAUAGGACGAUGGCAUCGGGGGCUUUUGGCGCUCCGUGGAUUGUGGGCGUGACGAGCGAGGGCAACAAGAAGAUGUGGUUUGGGAAUGAUAGGUGGGAGCAGGUGUUUGCGCAUUUGGGGGUCCCGUAUUCGCCGUUGGCUGUUUUGCCGCCGAAGGAGAGUAAAUUAUAG
Messenger RNA from Coniosporium apollinis CBS 100218, 678 nucleotides. RefSeq lists its product as uncharacterized. The transcript has 3 exons. Gene Ontology annotation, biological process: glutathione metabolic process. Gene Ontology annotation, cellular component: mitochondrion; peroxisome. NCBI's taxonomy places the organism in Eukaryota, Fungi, Ascomycota, Dothideomycetes. Gene Ontology annotation, molecular function: glutathione peroxidase activity; glutathione transferase activity. Bases 1 to 678 code for a protein of 225 amino acids. The record is from RefSeq and is a predicted model, not a curated record.